AUGAAAUAUUUGUUAAUUCCUGCUACAAUUUAUUUUUUAGUCACAGGAUGGUACUUGUUUAUUGAAGCUAAAUUACCCUAUUAUCCUUUUUAGCAUCUGCUUGAAUUCACUCCAAAUGUAUAAUCAAUAAAUCUAUUAAUUAAGCAUGCUAUUUAAGCAUUAUUCACAGUUGCAUUAGGCUUAUGUAUUGUCAUUGAUAAUAAAAAACUACUUAUGACUUUCUUAUUUAUAGGUGUAGCAGAUCUCUCAUUAAUUGUUAGACACUGUUUUAAAUUGGAAAUGCAGGAACUUAGUGAAGCAUUAUAGCAGUAUAUUAAUAUCUUUAAUAUUUCAAAGUGUUGGAUAUAAGACAAUAAUAUUAGGAAUGAUAAUUGAAGCUAUGAGAAAUCAGAUUAUUUAUGAAUAGCCAGAAAAAAAAUAAAAGAAGAAGAAGAAAGUGAAGAAGAUGGUUGAAGUAGAAGUAGAAGAAGAAGUUGAUGAAGAUGAAGAUGUAGUACCUGUAACUUAAAAACUUAAUCCUAAAUAAUAAGAAGAAGCUAAAACAUCAUCUUCAAAAAAGAAAGAAAAAAAAGACAAGAAAUGAU
This is a messenger RNA of Paramecium pentaurelia, 584 nucleotides long. The record is from the annotation of a GenBank genome assembly. Lineage: Eukaryota; Ciliophora; Oligohymenophorea; Peniculida; Parameciidae.